Molecule: messenger RNA, 1157 nt
Organism: Silurus meridionalis
Lineage: Eukaryota; Metazoa; Chordata; Actinopteri; Siluriformes; Siluridae
Gene: tpt1
Product: tumor protein, translationally-controlled 1
Exons: 6
Coding region: 128-643 (171 amino acids)
Cellular component (GO): cytoplasm
Molecular function (GO): calcium ion binding
Source: RefSeq, a predicted model, not a curated record
ACGUCAUCGGUCUCCUGUGCGGUAUCCGGCGGAGAAUUUCCGGCGCUCGGCCUUUUCAGCUGUGUGUCUCCGCCGGGCUGCAGUCAAAGCCAGCGCCUCCUGAAUCCUCGCUCCGCCAUCCGACAAAAUGAUCAUCUACAAGGAUAUCAUCACCGGAGACGAGAUGUUCUCAGACAUCUACAAAAUCAAAGAGUCGGAGAAUGGCAUGAUGAUCGAAGUCGAGGGAAAGAUGAUCAGCAGAGCAGAGGGUGACAUCGAUGAUUCGCUGAUCGGUGGCAACGCGUCCGCAGAGAUCCAGGACGAGGGUUGCGAGUCGGCGUUGGUCAGUGGAGUCGACAUCGUCCUCAACCACAAGCUCCAGGAAACCAGCUACGACAAGAAGUCUUACACCGGAUACAUCAAGGACUACAUGAAGGCGGUAAAGGCCAAACUGCAGGAAACAUGUCCUGGACGGGUAGAGCCUUUCAUGGCUAAUGCUCCAGCUGAGGUCAAGAAAAUUCUAGGCAACAUCAAGAACUUCCAGUUUUUCACAGGUGAAUCCAUGAACCCGGACGGCUCGAUCGGUCUUCUCGACUUCCGCGAGGACGGAGUGACGCCGUACAUGCUCUUCUUCAAAGACGGUCUUGAGAUUGAGAAAUGCUAAACCACCACGCUUGUGUCCCUGACUGCUUCUCCUAAUCAGCGGCUGGCCGUCAAAAGCUUUUGGAUCAGAUCACUCAUUCCAUUCUACUCCAUCGGGAUCGGAACCGAAAGCCCAUUUAACCCCUCUUUCUCUUCCUCUACGGCCACCGCUUCGGUUCCCAUAUCACCGUCCAUGCUGCGGAACUCGAAGCCCCUUUACACACCAGCUCAGGGUGGGGGUGAACAGUAUUUUUUCUUUUUUUUAAGUGAGCUGAAUCACAUAGCAGAGAGCUUUGCAUUGUCAGGGGAAGAAGACGUGAAUGAUGCAGCUCACUUUAGGUUUUUUUAACUUCAUUACCAUCAAGUUUGACUGCCUGGGAAUUGGUUUCGCUGUGUGCAUGUCGGCACUCAGGCGGCAGUUGUACAGGUAUUAUUCUGAUCCCCAACCCUUCCCCUUCAUAUUCUCCAAAUUACGGGAUUGUAUAGGAUUUCUUGGCACUAUUUGUGAAAUAAAGUCAAGCUGCUGGCUAAAGGUG